Molecule: messenger RNA, 1468 nt
Organism: Juglans microcarpa x Juglans regia
Lineage: Eukaryota; Viridiplantae; Streptophyta; Magnoliopsida; Fagales; Juglandaceae
Product: UPF0481 protein At3g47200-like
Exons: 2
Coding region: 457-1464 (335 amino acids)
Source: RefSeq, a predicted model, not a curated record
AUUUAUUUAUUGAUUACUGAAGUAGGUUCUCAACUAUUUUGGAUUUCCAAGAACAUCUGAUCAUGGCAGAUUCCAACAGAAGCAAUCAAAAUUCUACCCAGAUUAUGGAUGCAGAAGGCAUUGCAUCUUCCAUUCAAGGAAAGCUUGACCAAUAUCUACCACCACCAAUAUCUGAGUGUUCCAUAUUUAAAGUGCCAAAUAUGCUACGCAGGGAUAAUGAAAAGGCUUUCACGCCGGAGGUAGUUUCGAUCGGUCCAUUUCACCGCAACAAUACGCAGCUGCAAGAAAUGAAAAAUAAUAAGCUACGGUAUUUGAAAUACCUCCUCAAUCGAACAAGAACUACGGAAUUGAAGAGCUUGGUAGAAGCCAUCGAAAGCAUUGAGCAUGAUUGCCGUAAAUGCUAUUCAGAAGUGGGUGAUCUUAGAAGAGACGAAUUUAUAGAGAUGAUGGUGAUUGAUGGUUGCUUUAUCCUUGAAUUCCUCUGUAGAUAUAAGGCCAGAGAUAAGCUGGGAAGAUAUGAAGAACUCGGAAAGAUAUUUUCGGGAAAUAUCGAUGGAACUAAAAGGAGGGGAUGAUCCCGUGUUCAAAACGUCAUGGAUGCCAAGGAAAAUAGUAGCAGACUUGCUUCUACUUGAGAAUCAACUUCCUUGGUGCGUGCUCGUCCGUUUGUUGAACCUCAUGACCAACUCAACAACUGAGUACCAGAACUCCCUACUUGAUGAUCUUGUUGCCAUUCCUUUUUCGACCGAGUAUGGAAUAUUCUAUUACGACGAGGACCGGCGCAAUAGGCUUGGAACACACAAGCAUUUACUUGAUUGCUUCCGAAACUCUUUAGUUGGAUCUCUGCCUAUAAAACAGCCUGAAUCGCUGCCUGCAAGCUCCGUACACCCGAAGUGGAUACCAAUUAAGUCCGUGACAGAGCUUUUGGACUUGGGAGUUGGUUUCUUUCGUGCUCCAGACGGAGGAAACUUCCUUGAUGUAACGUUCGAAGAUGGCAAAAUGAAAAUGCCAGCAAUAGUUAUAGAGGAGAACACAGAAUCUUUGUUUAGAAACCUCAUCGCAUUUGAGCAUUGUGAUCCCAGUAAAGGCUAUGAAAUCACCUCUUAUGCUUCUCUCUUGAAUUGCCUGAUUAAGUCUGACGCAGAUGCACUUUAUCUCAAAAGGAUGGAUAUUCUACAAAUUAUUCGUUCGAGCAAUGAGGACAGAGCAAGUUUCUUAAAGCUGCUUUAUAAUAAUGAUACCAGUUUUCAUGGUUUUCUCUACUCAGACCUCUGCCAAGACAUGAACAAAAUUUAUUCCUCCAGAUUUGCGGUAUGGGCAGCACUUUUAAAGCGCUAUCAUUUGAACGAUCCAAAGGACUUGGUUAAUUUCCUUUACGGAGUCGUACUUUCUGUGUAUCUUUCCCUUAUACAAACAGUUUUUGCUAUACUCUCCUACAAGGCUUCUACAGCCAAGAAAAUGUAGUUGA